AUGCCAUUUAAUGCUCCUGAAUUAAAUUUACGUGAUAUUGAAGAAGAUAUACUACCCGAAGAAUUACCUAGUCCUUAUGAUUAUUUUCUUGAAUAUUUUGGAGACGCAGAUUUUGAAAAUAUGACUUAUUACACAAAUCUUUACGCGGUUCAAAACCAAAAAAAAAAACAAAUAUUCGCCGCUGGAACUAUAAGGACUAAUAGAUUUAUGAAUCCCCCAUUUCUGACCGAUAAACAAAUGAGAAAGCUAAAAAGAGGAAGCACGUUUGAAAUAACAACAAAUAUGUCUGGCUGUAACAUAGGACUUCUAAAAUGGUUUGACAACAAGGCCGUUUCUCUCGGAUCUAAUUUUGUUACUUCUGGGGAAACAGAUAAAGUAACUCGUUGGAAUAAAAAAAAUAAAAAUUAUGAAGAAGUCGAAAGACCCGAAGUUGUUCAGUUGUAUAACAAAUCAAUGGGAGGAGUAGACAAAAUGGACCAGCUUAUAAGUUUGUACAGAACAUUUAUUCGUUCAAAGAAGUGGACCCUUAGGAUGAUUUGUCACGUAUUCGACUUAGCAGCUGCAAAUAGUUGGUUACAGUAUAAGAAAGAUGCUGAAAGAUUUCAGGUACCGAAAAAAAAGCAACUCGAUUUGCUCAAUUUUAGAAUAAAUUUAGCCCAGGACCUUAUAAAUGUUGGAAAAACUGCUAGUCCUAGGAGAAGAGGAAGACCAGCAACAAAUGAAAAUGUGUGUACUAACCCUAAAUCCUUUAAAAUCAAAAAAUUUGAUUCAGAAAGACCUUCCAAUAAUAUUCGUAUGGACACAGUGGACCAUUUGGCUGAUUUUGACGACAAAAAAAUCGCAACAAGGUCGGCAAAACAAGAAGAUAUAUUAGAGGAUUCUGAUGUGAAAGAAAAUACGCCUAGUCAGUCAAAAUAA
Molecule: messenger RNA, 918 nt
Organism: Sipha flava (yellow sugarcane aphid)
Lineage: Eukaryota; Metazoa; Arthropoda; Insecta; Hemiptera; Aphididae
Product: piggyBac transposable element-derived protein 3-like
Exons: 4
Coding region: 1-918 (305 amino acids)
Source: RefSeq, a predicted model, not a curated record